AUGUAUCCGCCGCCGCCGUCGUCGUCGACGACCUCCUCCUCCUCCAACGCGGCGCAGCAGCAGAAGCCGGGCGGGCUCCAGGGCGGGCUGACCCGGUACUGCUCCGCCCCGGGCUCGUUCCUCACCAAGGCCGUCGACUCCGUCAUCGGCUCCGCCGAGGAGGGCCGUCAGUUCUACGCCGCAAACACCGGCAACCACAACAAGUACUUCUCCGGCGGCGGCGAGUCGUUCUCGUCGUCGCAGCUCACCUCCGAGUCGGGAUGCCGGGUCAACUCGUCGUCCGUCGAGCACAAAUCAGGCGGUGGUGGUGAGCAGCUCAAGAGAUCCGACGCGUUGAACGCCAUAGCUCGCGGGGCGUCGCCGUCUUCGUCGUCGUUGCUCCGGCAGAGGAGCUCUCCCGCCGGGUUUCUAUCCAAUCUCGUUUCGGAAAGCGGGUUUUCGAUAACAAGAGGUGGUUCCGGUGGCUACGAUUCACACAAUAAUAACGCCGGCGCAGCAAACGGCGGCGGCGGAGGGUACCAGCCGGUUCAGAGGUUGAAAUCGCAGCUGAGCUUCACCGGCCCAGAAUCGGCACUUUCUCAUAUAUCAGAAGCCAGCGAGAGCGACGUCGACGUGGACGUAGAGACCGGCCGCGGCCGCCACCACAGUUCCUAUAACAAUCCGGCGUCGUCUGGGUUCGUCAUGGAUUGGGACAACAGCCCCAACUCCAUCACGUUCUCGUCAGGACAACCAAGCAAGAAGUUCCGAGCCGUGGAUGGAGAUAUUUACACUUGCUACAACGGCUUGGACACUCAGUUUAGCAUGCCGCAGACGACGCUAGAGAUGGCGACGGUGGACAAGCUGAUGCAUAUACCGGAAGACUCUGUCCCGUGCAGAGUCCGAGCUAAGCGUGGGUUCGCCACCCACCCUCGAAGCAUUGCUGAAAGGGAAAGGCGGACCAGAAUAAGUGGGAGGUUGAAGAAGCUUCAAGAUCUCGUUCCUAACAUGGAUAAGCAAACGAGCUAUUCGGACAUGUUGGACUUGGCGGUUCAGCACAUCAAAGGCCUCCAAAAUGAACUUGAGAAACUUCACGAGGAUAUGGAGAAUUGCACCUGUGGAUGCCGACCAAGCAAAUGA
This is a messenger RNA of Linum trigynum, 1116 nucleotides long. NCBI's taxonomy places the organism in Eukaryota, Viridiplantae, Streptophyta, Magnoliopsida, Malpighiales, Linaceae. The record is from the annotation of a GenBank genome assembly.